Erigeron canadensis is the source of this 1253-nucleotide messenger RNA. RefSeq names its product choline-phosphate cytidylyltransferase 2-like. The transcript has 8 exons. Gene Ontology annotation, biological process: CDP-choline pathway. NCBI's taxonomy places the organism in Eukaryota, Viridiplantae, Streptophyta, Magnoliopsida, Asterales, Asteraceae. The coding region runs from base 151 to 1074 and encodes 307 amino acids. The record is from RefSeq and is a predicted model, not a curated record. Gene Ontology annotation, molecular function: phosphatidylcholine binding; choline-phosphate cytidylyltransferase activity.
UUCACACACUGUCAGUGAGGAAUAAACAAAUACCGAAACCAAAAAUGAAGGAACAAACAGAAACCCAAAAACCCCUCUAACACGAUCAUUCAUUUUUAUUUUAUUUUUAUGAUAUUUUCAUUGAACAAGAAUAAAAAAAUUUCAAAAUAAAUGGGAAGCGAAGUAGAAGAAGAACAUGAACAAAAACAGAAAAAUUGGAUGAUACCGCCCCCAACUGACCGACCAGUUCGUGUAUAUGCAGACGGCAUUUAUGACCUUUUUCACUUUGGUCAUGCUCGUUCUCUUGAACAAGCCAAAAAAUCGUUUCCAAAUACUUAUUUGCUUGUUGGAUGUUGCAAUGAUGAAGUCACUCACAGACUGAAGGGUAAAACAGUCAUGACUGAUAAGGAACGUUAUGAAUCUCUCCGUCACUGCAAGUGGGUUGAUGAAGUUAUCCCAGAUGCACCAUGGGUACUUACACAAGAAUUUAUGGAUAAACAUAAGAUUGAUUAUGUGGCUCACGAUUCUCUCCCUUAUGCCGAUGCAAGCGGUGCCGUAAAUGAUGUCUAUGACUUUGUGAAGUCAAUUGGAAGAUUUAAGGAGACAAAACGGACAGAUGGGAUCUCAACAUCAGAUAUUAUUAUGAGAAUCAUCAAGGACUACAAUGAGUAUGUGAUGCGCAACCUGGAUCGAGGGUACUCAAGAAAAGAGCUUGGUGUUAGCUACGUGAAAGAAAAGAGGUUGAGAGUGAACAUGGGUUUAAAGAAGUUGCGUGAAAAAGUGAAGAAGCAUCAAGAAAAGGUGGAGGAAAAGAUCCAAAUAGUGGCGAAAACUGCUGGUAUGAAUCAUAACCUUUGGGUGGAGAAUGCUGAUCGUUUGGUUGCUGGUUUCCUUGAAAUGUUUGAAGAACGUUGCCACAAAAUGGGAACAGCCAUUAGAGACAGAAUACAAGAACAGUUAAAGGCAAACGCCAAUAGGAGGGGUAUUGCUUAUGACAAAAACGGAAAUGUAGAGGAAGAUGAAGAUGAUGAAUAUUAUUACGAUUAUAGUACUGAUGAAGAAGAAUACUCGAGUGGAUCAGAAGCAGUAGCAUGAGCAUUAUAAAAGUUUGCCAAAACUGUGGGUGAGCAAUGUUAGUUGUGAUAAAAAUCGGUAGUUUUACUGUAUGAUAAAAUUACGAUCCGUUUUCGUUUUAUCUGAUGUAUGAAAUGGAAGGAUCUCAAAUUUAAGCAGAAUUUGUGUUUCGAAGUAGUAUCUUAGACAUGUUUCGCACA